Messenger RNA from Didymella exigua CBS 183.55, 1590 nucleotides. RefSeq names its product general substrate transporter. Gene Ontology annotation, biological process: carbohydrate transport; transmembrane transport. Gene Ontology annotation, cellular component: membrane. The record is from RefSeq and is a predicted model, not a curated record. The transcript is spliced from 4 exons. Bases 1 to 1590 code for a protein of 529 amino acids. NCBI's taxonomy places the organism in Eukaryota, Fungi, Ascomycota, Dothideomycetes, Pleosporales, Didymellaceae. Gene Ontology annotation, molecular function: carbohydrate:proton symporter activity.
AUGUCUUUCAUCGUUGACCAUGCGCGCUCUGCAUGGAAUGACAAGCAGACGCACGUUGUUGCGUUCUCUGCAACAGCAAUUGCGCUGUAUGGUUACGAUCAGGGUAUGAUGUCACUCAUCAACACGAACAAAGAUUACCUGUCUACUAUGGGCAUCGAAGAAGAGUCGCCAAUCGUCGGUGUUGUAGUCGCUGUGUACUAUCUCGGUACUGCUGUCGGAGCUGUGUUCUUCUCCUGGUUGGCGGACAAGCUUGGACGUAAGAAGAGUAUCUUCUUCAGUUUAGCUUCGGCCAGUCUGGGCAAUGCAAUCAUGUUCAUCGCCGGCUUUAAAUUUCAGCAGACGGCACUGUGGGUCAUGUUAGCGGGCAGGAUCAUCAUGGGCCUUGGAGUUGGCGGCAUCGACGCUGUGAUUCCAACGUACUCGUCCGAGUUGUCUGCCGACGAUGCCAGAGGGAAGGCAUUGGCACAAGAGUUCCAGUCCAACAUCUUCGGUCUGGUCAUGGCGUUUGGUAUCAACUUAGGUGUUACUGUAGCUCUGGGCACAGCAAACCAGUGGGCCUGGAGAAUUCCCAUCGUGGUGAUGCAGGUGUACCCCGUUGUGCUCAUGGCACUGGUCGGGACGCUGCCAGAAAGUCCAAGAUGGUUAAUCUUCAAUGACAAGCAAGACGAGGCCAAGAAUGCCUUGGAGCAGAUAUAUGGCGACGAGGGCAAGCAACAGUUCGAUGACUUGGUGGAGGCGCACGAGAAGGAACAGGGCGACAGCGUAGGUUACUUCGACAUGCUUAAUCCCUACCAUCCGCAGUUUCACCCGACCAUGGUCACCAUCAUGGGCCAGAUCAAUCAAGCUCUCACUGGAUACGGAGCUGUCUCUGUCUAUGGUCCUCAAAUCUUUCAGCUUCUUGGUUUCGACACUCGUACUUCAGAGUACAUCACACUUGGCAACUAUACCUCAUACUUCUUCUUAAUGACAUUCGCCUGGCUUCUUAUCGACGCGCUUGGUCGCCGCAAGUUGCUCAUCCAGGGCUCUGUGGUACUUGCAACCUCUUUCCUCAUUCUGACCGUCUUCGGCGGUCUUUCAGAAAACUCGUCAAAGAUCGACGUUCCAGUCAUUGUGCCAGGUAUUCUCGGCUCUAUCACGCUAUUCGUCGCGACAGGUGCUUUCGGAAUCGGUUGGCUUACUACCGUCUGGCUGAUACCAACGGAAAUCUUCCCCACCACGGCGAGAGCCAAGGGAACUGCCAUAUCCGUCAUUAUAUGGGGGAUUGCGAACUUCGGCAUCACCUUCUUAACACCCGUCAUGUUCAACAAGCUAUCCUACUUCAUAUUCCUGGUAUUUGCCGGAACGAACGCCGUCGCCGGUCUGUGGACCUACCUCUAUCUCCCUGAGACUGGCGGCAGGAGCUUUGAUGACAAUCAGGAGUUCUUCAAGCAAGCUGGUGAAACGAGAACAUGGCGGGUCCACAAGGUUGCGAAGGGCGAAUGGUCCAAGAUGCUCUACACAGACCCCGAGAGCGACGAUGACCGUGUCGUCGAUGCGGAAAGGGUGCCUCUGCUGAGGAGGGUACAUGAUCAGGUCCCAAGUGCUGAGUAG